AUGGCGUGCAUUAAGCUGAAGCAGCUCGAGCAGUUCCUGCAGACGGUGGACGACUUUAGCGAGCCGAAGGUGCGGCUCGAACAGUACACCACGCCGUCGCACAUCGCUAGCCAGGCGCUGUACGCGAUACAGACCCGGCACGGCGACCUGGACGGCCGGACGGUGCUCGAUCUGGGCUGCGGACCGGGGAUGCUAUCGAUCGGGGCCGCCCUGCUCGGUGCCGACCUGGUCGUGGGGGUGGAAAUCGAUCCGGACGCUAUCGAGGUGUUCCGGAGCAACUGCGACGAGUUCGAGCUGGAAAACGUGCAGUGUGUGCAGGCGGACGUGCUACGGCUGCCGGAGAUCUUUGCCGACCGGCAGCGGCCAUUCGAUACGGUGCUGCUGAAUCCACCAUUUGGGACGAAGCAGAACAGUGGCGCCGACAUGGCCUUUCUCAAGGUCGCCAUCACGCUGGCCCGCGGCGCCGUCUAUUCGCUGCAUAAGUCUGCCACCAGGGAGCACGUCAAAAAGAAGGCACUGGAGUGGAAGGUGCGCCCGAGCCUGAUUGCCGAGCUGCGGUACAAUCUCCCCCAGACGUACAAAUUUCACAAACGCACGAGCGUGGACGUGGCCGUCGAUCUGUGGCGGUUCGAGUGUGGCGAUGCGGCCUAGCAAGGCCGCCAACGGUUGAACGGCAUUAGCAGGAUUUGAGAUAUUGUUAUCUAAGUGUGUAAUAGACAGCUAAAAGACGGGUCGGUGUAAAAAUGGCAGGGUGCAAGAACAAAACUAGUGUGAAAACACAUUUGCUAGAUAAUUUUGAGAAUGUUGUAGAGAAUUGCGCACCACAGGGGUACAGGGUGGUGGAGUGCUUACACCGCUAUCGGGGGGAACUUUUGCGAAAAUUAAUAGCGAUUCAAGUAGUAGUAUGUAAACAAUUCAAUCUCGGCCUCCUCGGACCUUUUACUCAGAACGUACCCUAGAAAUAGAGCGCACUCCAUGUUGC
Anopheles coluzzii is the source of this 982-nucleotide messenger RNA. RefSeq names its product rRNA N6-adenosine-methyltransferase Mettl5 (gene Mettl5). Gene Ontology annotation, biological process: rRNA methylation. NCBI's taxonomy places the organism in Eukaryota, Metazoa, Arthropoda, Insecta, Diptera, Culicidae. The transcript has 3 exons. The coding region runs from base 1 to 651 and encodes 216 amino acids. Gene Ontology annotation, molecular function: rRNA (adenine-N6,N6-)-dimethyltransferase activity; rRNA (adenine-N6-)-methyltransferase activity; nucleic acid binding. The record is from RefSeq and is a predicted model, not a curated record.